Molecule: messenger RNA, 2346 nt
Organism: Tetrahymena thermophila SB210
Lineage: Eukaryota; Ciliophora; Oligohymenophorea; Hymenostomatida; Tetrahymenidae
Exons: 2
Source: RefSeq, a predicted model, not a curated record
UUGAUUUUUACAAUUUUAACAUAAUUAAGAAGGAUAAAUACAAAAAUGAUUGUUAAUAGAUAAGCAGGAAUAAUUCAAAGAAAAGCUUCGUAAAAUUUUUCAGAAUAACAAAUUAGCUAGCCUACAAGAAAUAGUAUUGAGUGGAAAAACAAAAAAUAAGCUUUUAAUAACUCUGCAUAGCAAAUUCUUUCUAGAGGGAGUAUGAACGAUAAAAUAUAUUAACUGGAAGAUUUCAAUGAUAUAGAGAAUACAAAUAACAUUAAUGUUAUCUAAAAUUAGAAUAUUUUUUUUGAAAACAAUUUAAAUGAAAAUGGGAUAACUUUAGAUGGCUCAUCGAAAUUAUUUAUAUAAAAGAAUAUUCAAACAAGCAUUACAUAAGAUGGUAGAGAUAGAGAAAUAAGUUUUUCUAAAAAUGAAGAGCUAAGCGAUCAGCCAUCUAUGAGUAAAGAUGGAGAUCAUAAUAUUCUAUUAAAUACUUAGAAUGGUUUUGCAAGAAUAUCACAAAAAAAAUCAUUUAUUGGAGACGAUCAGAAGAUUGACUUAUAUUCAAAUGUUUAAAAUAAUAUGUAGCAAUAAUAGUAAACAAGUAGAAGAGAAAAUAUGAAUUUCUAAAAAAAUUGUGCAAGUUAGUAGUAUGAAUAGGUAUUAACUGAUUUAGGAACAGACGAAGAUAUAGAAAUAUCUAAUAAUACUAGUGCACUCAUUUUGAAUAAUAUUAGUGUUUCAAAUUAGAAUGCCUAAACAGAUGUUUUAUCUUAAUAAAGAAAAUCCUAGUAAAAUAUAAGUGAAAAUAUUAAUUAAAUGAAUCAUAAUUUUUAAUUACCUUCUAGAAGAUCUACUUCGUCUUUACAUUCAAACAACUCAUAAAAUAUGGUUUCUGUGCCUCAGUAAAACUUUCAAUAAUAGCUAACUUUUUAAAAAAAUGUAUUUAGAAAGUUGGAAGAUUAAAUAGACUCUGAUGAUAAGUAGAGCUAAAAUGAAGAAUAUUUCAAAAAAAGACCUCCAAGUGCUUAGGGGUUCAAGCACUAAGUAGCUGCAUUUAAUAUUCCUAAAUCUAUAUCAAAUAAUUAGAUUUAACAAAAAGAAUAAGUAUAAUAGCAAACUUAUACUACUUAUUAGGAUAAUAAUGCAAAAAGCUAGCAAUAAAACCAUGAAAUAAUGUAAUUAAAUUAAAAUUAAGCACCUCAAGUAUAAUAAUAAAAUACAUAUGCAACAAGUAUUGUUAAUUAUUGUAAUCAAACAUCAACUGAAGAUUAAUUUGAAUAUAAUGAUGACGAGACUGCGCCUCUACCUUCUACUUUUAGAAGAAUUUUGAAUGAAAACGGGUUAAAAUACAAUGUUUAGGAAUAUGACAGACUUGUAAAAAUGAUUCCAAAUGAAUCUGAAAUGAAUAGAUUUAAAUAUUACUUUUUGCCUUUAAAAAUAUAAGAGCAAGAAAAAAUUAUUGAUUAAAGCAACUAAAAUAUACUUUAAUUACAAGAAUCUAUUUAGAUACUUCUAAAAAGAGAAUCCUAAAUUAGACAAGAAUAUUCUGAGUAUUAAUCUUAAGUAUAGAGAGAUAUCAGCUAGCUUCAAGAUAGGCAAAAGCAACUUAGCAAAGACUUGAUGGAUAAAGAAAAUAUGAUAUAAUCAGUUCAAAUAUAAGUUGAGAGUAAAAACAAUGAAAUUCAAUCCCUUUAGUUAAAAUUAUAGAAGCAGAGAUUAGAUUUCUCAAAUUACGAGCAGACAAAAGCUGAAAUUGAAUUUAGUAUGAAAGAAAAAGAUAUGAAAAUAGAAUUAAUAAUGAAGGAAAAUUAAGAGAUUAAAAUAGAGAACAAAUAAUUAAGAGAAGAAAAGCUAUAGCUAGUCGAAUAAAUAACAGAAUUAGAAAGAAAUAUAUAAAUUAAGGACAGUAAAGCAGCAAAGUUAAUUAUAGAUAGAAAAAAUUAGAAUGAUGACUAUAGUAUUAGAUAAAAUGCUUUAUUGUAAGAGAAUCAAUAAUUAAGAGAAGAAAUGAAUUUGCUCACUGGAUAAAAUAGGAAACUAAUGAAAAAUUUGCAAGACUAUAAAUCUGAAUUAGAAAGCUUAAAAUAAACGGUGUUUGAUUUAGCUAGCAGUAUACCUUCAUUUAAAAGUAUUUAAAUAGAAUAAUAUCAUAACAAUAACAAUUCAGCUUAAGAUUAAAUCCCUUCCACACUUGUAAAUUAAUACAUAGAAUUACUUAAACAGCAGCUAUAACAUCUAAAAAGUGUAGAAGAGUAUUAAAGUAAAAAAGGAGUUAGUUAAAAAGCAGAUGGAUUUCCAAAGAAAGACUAAAAUAAAUUUGAAGGAAAUGUUUCAACCUUUAGAAGAUAAGAACUAGACUGA